UAUAUAAAAAGAGUUCACUAACAGAGCGAUAUCAGUUGUCAAAGUACCUGUCUCUAGCAAAAUGUUCUCCAAAAUCCUGGCUGCAUGCGCGGUGCUGGCGGCGUGUGAGGCUGGUCUGGUGCACCACGCUCCGGCGGUCUCCUCGCAGAACAUCGUGCGCCACGACCAGGUGCACCACGAGGCUCCCGUGCACUACGCGCAGGUGCAUGCCGCCCCCGUGUACCACGCCGCGCCCGUGUACCACGCGGCGCCCGCGGUCCAUGCCGCGCCCGCCCACCAGGACGCGCACUAUGUUGAUGAAUACGCCCACCCCAAAUACGGUUACUCUUACUCCGUGGAGGACCCGCACACCGGCGACCACAAGUCCCAGCAUGAAACCCGCGACGGAGACGUGGUGAAGGGAGAGUACUCGCUGCUGCAGCCUGAUGGCUCUUUCCGUAAGGUCACCUAUACCGCGGACCACCACAACGGUUUCAACGCUGUCGUUCACAACAGCCCACCAGUCAUCCAUCAUCAUUAAACAGAUGUGGCCCAACCUGUGAUAUUAGACAUAAUCAUAUUGUGUAGACAAGUUCUUAUGAUACUCAUUUUUAUAUCUCGUUAUAAGCUUCGUAAUGUGUGUUUUCUGUUCACAUUUAUUUUUAAGACUUCAAUACUUUUUUCAUACAAUUGUGUACCUGGUGUGUAUUGAAACCUAAUAAGAUUCAUGUUGUAAAUAAUACUUCUCUAGAAAUACUUUAGCUGCUUUCUUAUGUUUUCCUUUCUUAAUUGUGUGUUUUUUCGUUUGUGUCAUGCAUACUUGCUGUACAGUGAACAUACUACGACAAUAAACAUUUCACAACAGA
This is a messenger RNA of Plutella xylostella (diamondback moth), 845 nucleotides long. RefSeq lists its product as uncharacterized. The record is from RefSeq and is a predicted model, not a curated record. Lineage: Eukaryota; Metazoa; Arthropoda; Insecta; Lepidoptera; Plutellidae. Gene Ontology annotation, cellular component: extracellular matrix.